Messenger RNA from Cydia amplana, 1971 nucleotides. Its product is annotated as tRNA (uracil-5-)-methyltransferase homolog A. Lineage: Eukaryota; Metazoa; Arthropoda; Insecta; Lepidoptera; Tortricidae. Gene Ontology annotation, molecular function: RNA methyltransferase activity; RNA binding. The record is from RefSeq and is a predicted model, not a curated record. Bases 100 to 1935 code for a protein of 611 amino acids. The transcript has 12 exons. Gene Ontology annotation, biological process: RNA processing.
AACGGGGCUGUCAAAACAACGAGGGAUAACCUAUAAAAUAUUAGGCUCGAUUCCUUAUGUUUUGUUAUUAAGUGUAGAAUAGCUGCAUAAUUCCUAAUAAUGAGUGACGGAAAAGAAGCCGAAGUCCGCGAAGAGUAUGCGUAUUUAGAUCGGGGCGGGUUUUCGUCGGAAAAAUUCAAAAUAGAGCUUCGAGGACUACCAAAGUUUUACGGUAUAGCGGAACUGAAAAAGUUAAUGAACCAGAAACUGUCACUGAACACAAGCAAGAUAAAGCGACCCAAGAACGGGAGCCACUGGUUGUUUGCCUGCUUCCAGAAUGAUGAGGAUCGGAACAAAGCUAUUGACGCGUUGAACGGCUACUCAUGGAAAGGUAAAACACUAAUAGCAGAAGUAGCAAAACCAGCUCCAGAUCCACUGGUUAGAAAGAGAAAGCAAGAAGAAGAAGGAGAUGGCCCCGACAAGAAAAAGAAGGAUGAUGUCAGUCAGGAGCAGAGGAUCAAAGAUGCAACUACUCCUUAUUGGAAUAUGCCCUAUGAAGAACAGCUGAAAUUAAAAGAGAAAGAAAUAAAACACCUGCUUAUGAAAUUUGACAACGAGAGAUGGAGGCUGGACAGAGAUAACCGCGGGGCUCUCGAAGCGAAGCGCAAACUUUACAACGGGCUCAGCUUCGAACUGAGGCCCAUAGAAAGGUCCCCCGUCACGGAAGGAUAUAGGAACAAAUGCGAGUUCACAGUGGGCAUAGACGAGGAGACCAAUCUGCCCACAGUUGGGUUCCGGCUGGGCAGCUACGCGACGGGCACCGUAGCUGUCGGCCCCAUACAGUCACUCAUACACAUCUCUGAAAAAACGAAGAAAGCGGUUUUGAUCUUCCAAGAGUACGUGCGCAAGUCUGAACUACAACCAUUUUCGCCCGCGGACUAUUCAGGCCACUGGCGUUACCUCACCGUUCGGCACUCCAUGUCUAAAGGGGACUUAAUGCUCAUUGUAGCGUUGCAUCCACAGGAGUUGACAAGCGAACAGAAGGAGAAAAUACAAAAAGAACUAGUGGAGCAUUUCAGUUCGGAAGAAUCAGCAGCAUGCGGGAUCAAGUCACUGUACAUUGACUACAUUACGAAAAGGCGAGUGGGUGAACAGGCAAGUAAACCGUUACAUCUGUGGGGCGACACGCACAUAGUGGACACUAUUCUCGGCAGGCAGUUCAGGAUAUCGCCUGAAGCAUUCUUCCAGAUAAACACAGCGGGUGCAGAAAUACUGUACCAGAGCGCCAUCGACAUGAGCCAAGUGGACAGUGGUUCCACUGUCGUCGACAUAUGCUGUGGCACCGGCACCAUCGGGCUUUGCUUUGCUAAGCACUGCGGCCAAGUGUUAGGCGUGGAGCUGGUCCCGGAGGCGGUGCGCGACGCUCGCGCCAACGCAACAGCUAACGGCAUCGCCAACUGCCAGUUCUUCGCCGGCCGCGCCGAGGACGCGCUGCCGUCCGUGCUGGCGCGCGCCGCCACCGGUGACGUCAUCGCCAUCGUCGACCCCCCCAGAGCGGGACUACAUAUGCGAGCAGUGACCCAGCUGCGCAACACGAGGUCAGUCAAGCGUCUGGUAUACAUAUCGUGCAGUCCGGCCUCGGCCGCCAAGAACUUCGUAGACCUGUCCCGGCCUUCCUCGAAGACGCUCAGGGGAGCGCCCUUCCUGCCCGUCCGCGCCGUGCCUGUGGACAUGUUCCCGCACACUAAACAUGUCGAGCUCGCCGUCUUGUUCGAGAGGGAACAGGUGCCUGAAGACCAACAAGAAAAAUUGGAAAUCAAAGAAGACAAGGAAUCAGUCGCAAAAGAAGGGACCAAACAAGAGGAAGCUGACAAAAAAGAGGGACUGGAUAAAGGAAUGGAAGUUGAUGAUAAAGUUGAAAUAAAGGAAACAGAAGCUACUGAAGAGGAGAAUUAAUUAAAUAAAUGAAGCUGAUGGAAAGGUGAAAUAAAA